AUGGCUAAUGAACCAGGCAACGUGGACGAGAGCUACGCCAACGAGCUGCUGGUGGCGUUUGAGUACUCGUCCACGAUGGCCUCGGAGGUGCACAAGGUCAUGCUGACCAGCCUCACGGCGCAGCCCGACCCCGAUCGACCAUUCCUUCUCAACGGGCGGCACUGCUACGCGGGACCGGCCUACCAGCAGGGCGAGGAGGUGGAGGCCGCCACGGUCAACAACAUGGCGCUGAGCGUGGGCAACCUGUACGGCCUGGGAUACCGCGUGGGCCAGUCGAUCAAGGUGCGCUUCGAGAGCGUGCCGGAGCUCAUCGCCGUCAUCAACGCGCCGCCCACGCACUUUGACAUCGUCGACGGCAAGGAGGUGGUGGUCAACCCGAUGACCUUCAACGGCUUCGGCUCCUUCACGCGGCUCUCCAACGCCGAGGGCGUCACGUCGUCGUUCGAGAUCUCGCGCGACCUCGUCCACGUCAACGGCCAAACCGCUGGAGCGAGCGCGAGGGCCAAGGUGGUGGCUGUGGCGGCCAACGUGGCCGAGCAAGCGCAGGGGAUGAAGAAGCGGGCGGAGGAGCUGGGUUGGUCGACGAUGGAGCAGAUUUCGGUGUCGCGCGAUCUGGUGGCGUCGGGCGAUGACGUGGUGCUGUACAUGUCGACGACGCGCGACCUGUGGAAGUUCCCCAUCGUGGACCAGAGCGGCGUGCAGGUCGGGUCGCUGGACAUCUGGGCGUCGUCGAGCUGCGGCGAGGACUGCGUGCAGAAGGGCGACGGGCGCGACCUGUGGUGGUUCACGCCCGACCACGAGCCCUUCAACGUGCUCACCUACUCGUCGCGCGCGCCCGAGGACUUCAACCCGGCCAACCGCAUCAUGGUGGGCGAGAAGGUCACUCUCGGCCCCAACGAGCACGAGAGCACCGGCAAAUCAGAAAGCAAGGUCGGGGGCGAACACAACUCGACCACGCACGUCGACAGCUUUUCGGUGGGCGUGAAUGUCGACCUGCACACCAAGUUCAUGGCGUCGUUCAUGGGCGUGGGCAUGAUCUUCUCGACGCCCGACCUCAUCAACAUCCACGCUCAAGGCCAUGGCUCGAAGGACAGGAGCGACGACGACAUGGCAUCGCAAACGCGAACGGCCGAGAUCGAGCGCGACGUGUCGGUGGUGUGCCACGUGGAGCCCAUCAACCCGGAGUUCGCCUACCGCGUGCAGCCCUUCGUGUGGAUGGCGCGCGUGCCGGACGGGCGCGGGUACCUUAAGGUGGACUACACGGCCGAGCCGGGCCACUACCCGGGCGUGUCGACGUGGUGGGAGCGCACCUACAGCAAGGCCGACCCGGCGUUCAACCUGCCCUGGUGGUGGGCCACGUUCAAGCGCGACCGCACGAUGCUGACCAAGGAGAUGGUGGCGACGCCGGCGGUGCCGCGCGAGGGCGAGGUGGUCGAGGUGGCGGUGACGGUGCGCAACAAGGCGCUCGUGGACGCGCGCAACGUGAAAGUGGCGCUGUGGCGCGGGAGUCCCGACAACUGCCUCGACGAGGCGUGCCUGCUCGACGACAACGCCCUCAUCGGCAUCGAGAGGGUGGGGCUGAUCCCGAGCCAGGGCAAGCGCGAGGUGUGGUUCCUGUUCCGCUUCGACGGCGUGCAGAACAUCCACGCGACGAUCGACGACAACGACGAGCUCGACGAGAUGCACGAGGACAACAACCACGCCUACAGCCUCUUGUUCCACGACAUGGCCAACAGCGGCUACACGCUGCAGACCCUGCGGCUCGACCCUGCCAUCGCGGUGAGCCCCGUGGUGGCGAGCGACGAGAGCGGGUUGACAAUCGGGUACCACGUGACGGCGACGGUGCUGGGCGACACGUUCACGCGGGCCAACGUGCUCGUGCAGCUGUGGCACGGCGGCGUGGGCGGCACGGGCCGGCUCAUCGGCACGGUGCUGGUGCCGCGCGUGAACGGCUCGACGACCGAGACCAAGAGGUCCGAGCUGUCGGUCUUCUGGGAGACGCGCAACCCGGCGCUGUUCGGCAAGCAGGAGCUGCACGCCGUCGUCCUGCACUCGGGCUUCUCGACCGAGGCCGCCAACGUGAUCUCGCACGUGUCUCGCGCGGUGAGAGUGGCGUGCUACGGCCGCGUGGACGCGUGCGGCGUGUGCGGGGGCAACAACGGGACGUGCCUUGGAUGCGACCGGGCCCAGUGGCACUACGUGCGCAUCGACCACCGCAACAUCAACGACAACGGCAACAACAGCAGCAACGGAUCCAGCGUCGCCCCCAGCGACUCGUCGUCGUGGUCGUCGAUGGUGACGCGGGCGCGCGUGGGCGACCUGGUGGUGUGGGAGAACCUGCUCAACUGGGAGGUGAAGAUCGUGAGCGGGGCCUACGACUACAAGGGCGCGCCAGUGGUCGAUCUGUCGCGGCUGGCGACUCAGCAGGGCCACACUCUGUUGGGCGACCUGCCCGAUGCCGACUCUCUCGACGCAGUCCUACAGGAGUACGCCUCAACGAUGUGGAUCAAGGAUCACGUGGAGCUGUCGACCCCUCCCGAAGGCCCUUCACCACCCGCCCCGGACACCACGUCGGCCUAUCUCCGCCGCCGGGCCGGCGAGGGCCAUGGCCAGUCGCAGCAGGACCGGGAUACCGCAGACCUGUUCCCCGGCUGGAGGACGACUCGGCCAUCUGGCAGCCGACAGGCGAGGGAGGUGGGCACCUUUGCUGCGGAAGGCGCCGGUGAGGAAUUCGUGAUGGGCGGCGUGUGCUGCGCUGAGGAGGAGACCGACUACGAUAGCGUGACGACUACGAGAGCCGAAGAGGUGUCCGAGUACCUCCUUCACGACGUCACCCACAGCGCUCGUUUGGCCGGCGUGCGCUGGUCCAGCGCCAGCGACCGUUCGCGCCUGCGCACGUCAGUGGUGGCGAAGCUCGUAGAACUGAAUAAGCGGCUCGAUCGCAUGACAUCACUCUCCAACUCGACUGGCAUGCUCCUACCUGAAGAAGAAGCGGCUUUCUCACAAAUGACUGCCGAGGUGAGGCGUUCGGCCUUCGACCCGGCCGCAAGGUCAUCGCCCGAUGUCCGCUGCCUCUGUCGCCGGUCCGGCUCGUCGCAGGAAGCGCGCUCUAGUGGGGAAUGUUCAGCGGAGGACGCCUUCUUCCAGCGCUGCCCCAACCCCGCGACGGCGGACGCCGGCUAUGCCUUCCCAGGACUCUUCAACUUCGCGCCGAUCGUGGCCAAGCCCGACGGGCCGUCGGCGGUGCUGGCGCCGGGCGCGGCGAGCAUGCCGCACAGGUUCUUCAGCCCGGGCCUGUACGUGUGGCACGACUCCAACAACCCGGCGGUCCACGGCGUGGUGCUGGUCACGCCGCCGGACCUUGUCGUGGACGAGUGUGGCGUGUGCGGCGGCGACGGCACCUCGUGCCGCGACUGCCAGGGCACCCUGUUCGGCCCGGCUCAGGUGGACGUGUGCGGUGUGUGCGUCGAUCGGACAGCGCCAGGCUACGCGCCCAACCCGGCCAUCGACUGCGCCGGCGUGUGCAACGGCUCGGCCAUGAUCGACGAGUGCGACAUGUGCUCGGGCGGCACCACCGGCCGGGUGUCCAACGCACAGAUGGACUGCAGCGGUACCUGCCACGGCACCAGCGUGUUCGACUGCGCGGGAACGUGCAACGGCAACGCUGUGCGCGACUGUGCGGGAAUCUGCAACGGGGACACUCGGAUCGACUGCUUCGGCGUUUGCGGUGGCCCGGCCCGAAUGGUUAUCUUCCAAGGUCAGCCUCCUACUUGCAUGAGACCAUACGGCCAACGUGACCAGGCCACGACGGGGGAGCAGGAGCAGGAGAUGGAGGAGCGGGAGGAGGAUGAGAAGAAGGCAGUGAGUUGCGUGGAAGACGGGGCAGUUGCGGACUGCAAGGGCGUGUGCAACGGCCCGGCGCGCCUCAACCCGUGCGGCUUGUGCGUGGCGCCGGCCGACUACGACCGGGGCGAGGGCUACUGGGUGGACUGCGCCGGCACGUGCCGCGGCACGGCCCACAUCGGCGACUGCGGCGUCUGCGUCGGCGGCCGCUCUGGUCUUUCGCCGAACGUGCACAAGGACUGUCAAGGGACGUGCUUCGGCAACGCGACGCGCGACGAGUGCGGCGUGUGCUAUGUGGAGGGCGACGGCCACGUGGCCAAUUCGGGCAAGGAUUGCACGGGCAUGUGCGGCGGCAAGGCCGUGGUGGACGAGUGCGGCCAGUGCGUGCUGGGCACCACCGGGCGCGAGUUCAACGCCGCCAAGGACUGCGCCGGCCAGUGCUUCGGCGGGCGCCUCCCCACCGAUCCGGCGUGCGUGUGUGAGCGCGAGGAGCUGGACAAGUGCUUCGUGUGCGGCGGCGACAACUCCGCGUGCGCGGGCUGCGACGGCGUGCCCAACUCGGGCGCGGUGCACGACCUGUGCGGCGUGUGCGGCGGCGACAACUCGACCUGCUGCUUCCUGCCCUUCGCCCAGGCCACCGUCCUCAUCCGCGAGUUUGACACCGUGGUCCUGUCCAACGCGCUCGACGCCGGCGAGACCCUGCUCGUCACCAACCUGCACCUCGGCCACGGCUACACGUUCCGGCUCGUGAAGCUCGACCCGUCGUCAGCGUCAUCGAACAAGGCCAAGGCGGUCGCCUAUUACCCCCAACUAUUGCCGGGCAAUGAUCUCAGGGUUGUGGUCACGGAGCCGGGCCAGUACGUGCUCCAAUCGGCCGAGCGCUCGGCCGUGUCGGUCCGGUUCGGCGUGCGCUUCAACCGCAAGAUCAGGGACAGCUGCGAUCGCUGCGUCUACGCCGACGCCGGCAACGGGGAGGCGUCGUACGACCACUGCUGCGAGGUCAUGGAGUCCAAGGACGACGUGCACACGUGGUUCGAGAUCACCCACUUCCACGCCGCGACGGACCCGGCGGUGGUCACCCGCGUGGCGCCGCGCACCGGCGCCUACAGGAGCGCGCCGACCAGACACCUGCUGCGCCUGGUGGAGUCGCAGACCGUGGACGCGCGUACGUGGCGCCUCGCGGGCCAGCGGCUGGCGGUGGGCGACGUGGUGGUGCUCGAGAACAGGGACCUGUUCGACCACGUGAUCUCCAUCACCGGGCCUCAGCCCAUGCCCGACGUGGUGCUCGACCGCGGCACCGUGGCCGUCGUCGGGCCGGUGCUCACGCCGGGCACCUACCGUGUGGAGUCCAGGAGCAACCUCAUCAAUGCCACCUUCACGGUCGAGUUCUCCUUUGCCUGCACCGUGCACGCCAGCGAGACGCAGCAGCCUGCGGGGAGGUACGGCGCAAUCGGGACUGGCCUCGCCCUGGUGGGCGGCUUCACCCUCGCGGCGCUCUUGGCUGCUGUCAUGGUUGUGCUGGUACGCCAGAGAGCCCAGAAGAGGAACGAGACCAGCAAUAACAUGUAA
Acanthamoeba castellanii str. Neff is the source of this 5412-nucleotide messenger RNA. RefSeq lists its product as uncharacterized. NCBI's taxonomy places the organism in Eukaryota, Discosea, Longamoebia, Acanthamoebidae. The coding region runs from base 1 to 5412 and encodes 1803 amino acids. The record is from RefSeq and is a predicted model, not a curated record. The transcript has 13 exons.